ACAGCCCCACUCUGCUGACUCAGUGCCUUAUUCAGUCUUCUCUCUCUCUCCACUGCUGUAGCUGGAGCCCUUUGCCUUCACCACCUCUGAGAAUCCGCACAUCCCACCAUGGCUAAAACAGCAAUGGCCUACAAGGAAAAGAUGAAGGAGCUGUCCAUGCUGUCUCUGAUCUGCUCUUGUUUUUAUCCUGAACCUCGCAACAUAAAUAUCUAUAAAUAUGAUGAUAUGGAAGUUAAACAGAUCAACAAACGUGCCUCUGGCCAGGCCUUUGAAUUGAUCUUAAAGCCACCAUCGCCUGUCUCAGAAGCACCUCGAACUUUAGCCUCUCCAAAGAAGAAAGAACUGUCUCGUGAGGAGAUCCAGAAAAAGCUGGAAGCUGCAGAGGAGAGGAGAAAGUCCCAGGAGGCCCAGGUGCUCAAACAUCUGGCAGAAAAGAGAGAACAUGAGCGAGAAGUCCUACAAAAGGCUUUGGAGGAGAACAAUAACUUCAGUAAAAUGGCAGAGGAAAAGCUGAUACUGAAAAUGGAACAGAUCAAAGAAAACCGUGAAGCUAAUUUAGCUGCUCUUAUUGAACGUCUUCAAGAAAAGGAGAGGCAUGCUGCAGAGGUCCGUAGAAACAAGGAACUCCAGGUGGAACUGUCUGGCUGAAAACAGCAAUGGUGGAUGCGAACAUUCCCACCAUUAGUAACUUCCCUGCCUAUAUUAUUAUGGAUCAUGUGAUAUCAGUAUGGGAAAUGUAUGACAUGGUUGAAAAAAAAACAAACAAACCCAAGAACUCAAUAAAAAACAAACAAAAACAAAAAUAAGAACAAAAAAAUGCAGUCUCUUUGCAGAAUGAUUUGCUUGAUGUUUAAAAAAACUUGGAUCUUAUUUUGUAAAUACUUACAUUUUUGUUAAAAAAUACAAGUAUUGCAUUAUGCAAGUUAUUUCAUAAUCUUACAUGUCCUGUAACAGGCUUUUGAUGUUGUCUGUCUCCACUCAGUUGAAUUUGCUAGGUCUGUUCAUUUGAAGCUCCCCACGUCUAUUUCCAUUCCCUGCAAUUUUCAUUCCAACAACUAAUGAGGUCAGUAGUAGUUUUAUGGUGCUAGAGACCAGUCAUUCCCUAAUAACCUAGAAUGCUUUGCAAUCAAUAGGCUUUGUUAAAACAAUAACUAGAUCACAGAUAAUAUGACUCCACAUGAAGCUGUCCAGAUAAAAGGCUCUUAAAACAUUAUAUGUUCAUAAUUUAUUUACAGCCCAGACUCUGUAGCACACCAUGAAUCAGAGAUUAAAUUAUGUGCAGUGUUUAUUUCUUCUGCCUUCAUCAGAUCAGAAGCAAUACAUAUUGCUUUGUGAUUGACAAGGCAAGUGACAUCAAUGUAGUCAAAAUUAAGAUGCUAAAUAUUAUGAACAUCUAGCUACAAAAAAUCCAAAAUGGUACAAAACAGCCAUAAAAAUGCUAAUUGUAAAGUGAGCUUAAUUCACCACUUGAAGAGUUAUUGAUGAAGCAAUUAAUCAGUGUCAAGUAGCUUUAUCUGUAGAUGCCAUGGUCUAUGGUAUUCAUUUUAAGCUACCAUAUUACAUGCAUACAAGUACAAAAGGCUAAUGGAUAGUUUUACCUAAAACCCAGGAGCUGGUUGUUGCAUUUUUUUUACACUGCUGACUUCCACUCAACCUGACCUUUAUUUUUCAGUGUUAGUCAACCCUACUGAGUCUAAAGACAUCUAGAACCAAGAGGGC
Molecule: messenger RNA, 1719 nt
Organism: Alligator sinensis (Chinese alligator)
Lineage: Eukaryota; Metazoa; Chordata; Crocodylia; Alligatoridae
Gene: STMN2
Product: stathmin 2
Exons: 5
Coding region: 109-648 (179 amino acids)
Biological process (GO): microtubule depolymerization; neuron projection development; regulation of microtubule polymerization or depolymerization
Cellular component (GO): cytoplasm; growth cone; neuron projection
Molecular function (GO): tubulin binding
Source: RefSeq, a predicted model, not a curated record